AUGGCCGACCACCCCGAGUCCAGCGGCAAGCGGUCGACCUCUCGAACGCGUACGUCGCGUCCCACGACCCCGCUACGCCCCUCCUCCAGAUCAUCUUUCAGGGAAUCAGCCAGAGAAAGCGUCCAUGGAGGCGAACCUUUCCCUCUGAACACUUUCGAGCCAGCUUUUGCUGAGCUGUCCGACGCCAUGGCCGACCUCGAAGCCAACAUGAUGCACUUCCAAUUGAUGCAUGAGAGCUUGGCUCGCUUUAGCGAGUCUUUUGCCAGCUUUCUGUACGGCCUCAACAUGAACGCUUUCUGCGUAGACUACCCAGAUGUGCAUGUUUCUUUCGUCGACAACCCUCCCGCAUCCGCCAAGCCGACCCCGAGAUUGAAAACACCCGAAGUACGAGGCUCGCGUGUGCCGGCUCCAAGUACUCGUGGCACUUCAGCCCGUGGCGCAAGAGGAGGACGCCGUGGAGCCGCCGAGUCGCAAAGAGGCCGGCCUAGCGGUCUGGCCCGUGCCCGAGGCCGUGGUGUCCGAUGA
This is a messenger RNA of Colletotrichum chrysophilum, 525 nucleotides long. RefSeq lists its product as uncharacterized. The record is from RefSeq and is a predicted model, not a curated record. The transcript is spliced from 2 exons. Gene Ontology annotation, biological process: mitotic sister chromatid biorientation. Gene Ontology annotation, cellular component: mitotic spindle pole body; DASH complex; mitotic spindle. NCBI's taxonomy places the organism in Eukaryota, Fungi, Ascomycota, Sordariomycetes, Glomerellales, Glomerellaceae. The coding region runs from base 1 to 525 and encodes 174 amino acids.